AUGAUGCUCAAUAGUUCUGAGAUAAUAGAUGGCAACAUGGUUGUGGAAGGGUAUGAAGAAAUCGCAGUGGACGACAUGAAUGACAUGAGUGAACUGGUUGUUGAGAACGAUAUCGUUAACGAUGAUGAAGACAGUCUUCAAUACGAGGAAGUAGUGCAUAGUAGUGAUUACGGUGGAAUGCCCAUUGAUCAGUAUAAUGAUAUUGUUCAAUAUAAACGAACGAACGUAGUUCCUCCAAGUGUAACAAGCAGGAAUGAUAGAAGUGCUCCUAGUCACUGGAGGUCUCGAUGCAAAUGCUUCUCUAUGGCUGAUGAUGGCGAAACUCUGUUAUACUAUAACCCGGAAAACACCAGUAAUGCAAUGCCAAAGGUUGUGGUUAAGAAAGGAGAAGUUCGAAAGGUUCUUGAAAGAAUACACGAGCUCAUUGGGCAUCUUGGACAGAAAAGAACUCAAAUGGUUGUUCUCAGAAAACUUUACUGGAGAUCCGUACGUCAAGAUGUGAAGACCUUCAUUGCAUCCUGUGAUUUUUGCACUGAGAAGAAACUUCAUGGCAGAAAAAUUACCAAGGCUCCUGUAGAUAUCACUUCUGAAAAUUUCGAUAUUUCUGUACUUGUUAGAGAUAACGCUACUGAUCGAUUGGAGUUUCAUUUGGUUGGAUACAAUGAGGCAGAAGUGCGAGAGGCUUCAUAUACAAGAAUGUCGUCGUAUACCUUCAAAGAAACAGCCAGCGAGUACAGGAGCCGUUAUUCAAAUCAGCCACCAGUGCCACCAACCUUUCGUCGUCAACCAUAUGUCAAAAAGCUCAACAAUCAAUCGGUUGGGUAUCUUCUUCCAUUCCAUCAGAGAUCUCGAACGAUGGAACCUGAGUUUAUUGAGAUGUACGGGCGUGAAGAUUACCCGCAAGAGAUGAUAUACGAAACAGUUCCGGAAGUAGAUGAUGGCUUGAUGAGAAACAAAGAAGAAGUAAAACAAAAAGAUUAUCAACUGCCUGACGCGCAUCCGAUAACAUUCGAUGGAACCGAGUUGACUUCGAAAAACUUUAAAACAGAAGAUGAGACUUCUCUAAAUGGAUCAGUUUCCAUGUCUCGCGCUGGACCUUCCUCAUCGUCUUCGAUACCAUCUCAUUCAAAACAACAACAUCAAAGAUACGGACAGAAACGUCAUAUAGAUGUGGAUUCGGAUAGAAUGAGAGGAAUGUGCGGAUUUCGAUCGUCUGAAAGACAACAAUCCCCGGCUCCCACUACUACCGCUGGUUUGUUGAAAAAAAGAAGAAGGGAAUUUCCAAGUAUUCGCGGAAUGGCUAACCGAUUCAGUAUUGCUAUUGGAGACACUGACAGAAUUGACAACCACGAAGUGAAUCGAUCAAAUCCACACUUGAUUGAAUAUCCCGAUCCUUCCUCCAUUCUCCGAGGUGAUAGUUUAGGACUGCCACCUGUAAUUAUGGCACCAUCUAGCAACGAUGAAGUUUGCAAGCUUCAAAUUGAGGCUCUACAACGUCAUAUUCAUCUUCAAAAAUUACAAGAAAAAUUAAUACAUGAUCAAUACGAAGCUUCAAUGCGAAUUCCAAUUACGAGGUAUAUUCAACAAGUGGAAGAAGUGCAAGAAGAACAGCUUGAUGUUGAACAUGAUCUCAAUCAUCAUCAAGUAUACGAGGAAGAGGAGGAGGAACUAUCCCACAACCAAACCCGUCAUAUUCGCCACCAAUAA
Molecule: messenger RNA, 1707 nt
Organism: Caenorhabditis briggsae
Lineage: Eukaryota; Metazoa; Nematoda; Chromadorea; Rhabditida; Rhabditidae
Exons: 8
Coding region: 1-1707 (568 amino acids)
Source: RefSeq, a predicted model, not a curated record